Molecule: messenger RNA, 4613 nt
Organism: Hypomesus transpacificus
Lineage: Eukaryota; Metazoa; Chordata; Actinopteri; Osmeriformes; Osmeridae
Gene: ttc41
Product: tetratricopeptide repeat domain 41
Exons: 15
Coding region: 120-4070 (1316 amino acids)
Cellular component (GO): Cul4-RING E3 ubiquitin ligase complex
Molecular function (GO): protein binding
Source: RefSeq, a predicted model, not a curated record
AAAUGGAAAUGCAUUAACACACAUCCAGUAAAUAAUUAUUCAAUGAGGCUUCAACAAUCAUUCAUAGUUUUACCAAGGGCUUUGUAGGACCCAGCUGGUGAGAGUUCCAGAGGCUUGAGAUGAACCCUCAGAAGGGAGGUGUCAGGGGAGGAUCCUACCCCAAAGCCCCACCAUGCACAGCCCCUCUGAAGCCUGUGCUGUGCUCCGUCCCAGAAGACCUCCAGAAGGAGUUGCUCUACUUGAAAAACAAGGUGUUCCCCCAGCUUAAUGCCCUUUGCCAGGCCAGAGGCACCUGCUUCACUCCUGUGGAUGUUCAAUGGGAUAAUGAUCAGGCCGACCGCAGGUCCUACGACCCUGCCAUCCAUAGGCCUCCCCUCUCCUCCCAGCAGCUGAAGGUCAGCCUGGACAUCAUCACACACUCCUCCUCCUUCAUCUGUCUCCUGGGUCAUCAAUAUGGGCCGUCCAGGCGAGAGGACUCCCCCCCGCUUCCAGCCCCUGGCCCUGCACGAGAGGUCCUCUCUGGGCUGGAUCGGAACCUGUGUGUGGCUGCGGAGGGAGGCUAUCCCUGGAUCCUCACGGGAAAGAACCCGACCAGCUCGGUGACAGAGCUGCAAGUCACCCAGGCGGCCCUAAUGGGAGACCCAAGACGAUGUUUCUUCUACUUCAGGGACUACUCUGUCCUGGGGGAGAUGUAUGAGGGGAAGGACGAGCAUGAGGAACGGAGGAGGUCUUUGCUGAGUGCGUUCUCCGAGAAGAGAGAACAUGAGAGGUGCAGGGUCCGAGCCCUGAAGAACCGCAUCGUGGCCAGCCUCCAUCCGGUGAGGUUCUUCCAGACCCUGGAGGAGCUGGGGGUCCUGGUGAUGAGGGACUGGAAGGGCCCGAUCGAGCAGCUCUGUGGGGCCCUGCUGGAUCAGUCUCCGGCUCUAGGCCACCGGGACUCCCUGGAGAGGUAUUACCAUGAAGGAUUCAUCCAUUAUCUGUGCCACUGGUUUGUUCCCUCCAGCCAGACUACAGCAGUGUUAGAGGCACUCAACACAUUCACUCACUGUCUCACCCAAAACACAUCUCAGAGUGACAGAUUUCUACCAAGGAAGUCAGCGCUCCGAACAACAAGUCUUCCUAACAGCUGGGAUUCAGAGAGAUCCAUGGUCCUUCUCUGUGGUGAGAGGGGUUGUGGGAAGACUUCGCUGGUUGCCUGGUGGAUCCAGGAGCUCCGAAAGACCCACCCUGGGAUCCUAGUGAUCCCUUACUUUUGUGGAAUCAGCAACUCCAGUGUGGAUAUUGGAUCUGUGCUGAGGCAGUUCACUGUGGCUCUACACCAGGCCUGUUACGGGAGCAAGCCUGAAUGGAAUGAAGGGCUGUCAGACCUGGUCAGGCCCAGACCGCUCCAUGUUGUGGUCCAGGCUUUCCUUGCUGCUGCUGCCCUGCGACCCUGCAUUCUGGUUCUGGAUGGACUCGACCGUCUGAAUGGAACCCUGGGCUUGUCAAUGCAGGAGGUGAAAGAGUUGAGCUGGCUCCCAAGCCCUCUGCCCCCCCAGUGUAAGCUGAUCCUCACCACCACUUCCACGGACCUCACCUACAAGAGCCUGACCCUGCGCCCCGACGUCCACGCCCUGACCUGCCCCGGCCUGUCUGACCCCGGGGCCCGCCGCCGCCUGCUGCUCCACCACCUCACCCUGCCCAGCCUGGCGCCCCCUGCCCCCCUGCUGCAGGACCUCCUGAGGGGGAGGCUAGGCUGCCUGCCCCUGUACCUGGCUCUGGUGGCUGGAGAGCUGCAGACCUGUGGUGUUCUGAGGGGAGCUCGGGAGGUGGAGGGGCUGAUGGAGGGCUAUACGGAGGUGGACUCAGUGGCCGAGCUGUGGGUGAGGGUGGUCCAGCGCUGGUCACGUGACUACGGGGAUGGGGUGUAUGAGGGAACACCGAGCAUGGCCGAACAGACUAAACCUCUUGCUCUGGUCUCUGAAACAGAGCUGAGGGGCUGGGUGUGGGACUCUCUCUGCCUGGUCCACCUCUCCCGCUCUGGCCUGACAGAGGGGCAGCUCUGGGCCUUGCUGGAGGUUCUGGGUCAAAAGGUGCCACAGCCUCUGGAGUGGGCCCGCUUUCGUUCAGCUACCAUGCUGUGGAUUCAGGAAAAACCCAGCGGGGCGCUGAGCUUCACACACCAGUCACUGACCCAGGCCAUGGACCUCCUGCUGAUGAAGAUCCCCCCCAGGAGAGGCCCCAGGAGGGCCUACCAGCUCACCCUGGCCCAGUACUUCCAGGGGCAGAGCAGGGAGCCGGGCAGCUGGGGAAAGGUGUUAGAAGAGGUGCCCUGGCUCCUGGAGCAACGUGGGGCCUGGGGACAGCUGCAUGCCUUCCUCACAGACCCCGAGACUGUAGAACAACUGUCCUCAAGCUGGAACCAGUGUCCUCAGCUGAGGAUAGACAUAGCCAGGUCCUGGACUAUCUUGAUCCUCAAAGGUUACGACCCCUACACUUCAUAUCAGAGGCUGUUGGGAAAUGAAGUCCACGGUCCUCCCUCUGGUUUAAUAGAUCUAUGGGGGCCCUCACCUGGGAGGCGCACAGAUGCCGAUUCAGUACCGAGAGAAACAGCGAGCACCAAUGCCUUUGUCACCGAGACACAAAACCUAGACAAAGACGCAGUCUGGGUGUGUGAGUCACCAGUGAGGGCGAGAGCGGCGGUGUUUGUGUCUGAGCUGCUGCUCUGCCUGAGCAGGGAGCAGCAAGCAGAACGUCUCCUGCUGCAGGCCCUGGACACUCUCACACAGGCUGGAGAGGAGGACACAGAGAGAGCGGGGCUGCUGUUGGGCGUGCAGCACACCUUGGCUGAGCUGUAUGUGGCCAUGGGCCGGGCCGGACAGGCCGUGACUCACUUCACCUCGGCUCUGAGGACCGUCCAGACACUCGCCACCUCCUGCUCUCAGGAACCCGAGGGCAAGCUCGUCAGGAUAGGUCAGCUGCUCUGUACGCUCUGCCAGCUGAUGUCUGCUGAGGGUUGUGUGGAUGAGGCCUCCCGGAUUCUGAGUGACAUCAUCAGCCUAGGUCAUCGCCUGGUUCACCCGUGCGCUGAGGCUACGGUUUCUAUGCUCCAGGCGUCGCACAGGAUAAGCCUGGAUCAUCGAAAUGCAUGUGAGGCAGAGAGCCUUCUCCAAGCAGCCCUGGAGAUCAGGAGGAGCUGGUAUGGUGGAGAGCACCCUCUAGUGGCGGAGGUGGAGGAACGCCUGGCAGACGUCUGGGCAGUAAGCUACAACACAGGAUUGAAGCGGGCCGAGGCGGUGGAGUUGUAUCGACACGCAGUGCGUGUGAGAGGCCAGGAAAUGAGGCCCCCUCGCCCCCUCGACGCACCCCUCGGUCAGGCUAAGGGACGCAGUCUGGCCCUCACCCUGAUCAAACUUGGCAGGAUGCUUGGGCAGAGCUCCAGUAAGACAGAGAGGAGGGAGGCCGAGGAGCUGUUCCAGACAGCCCUGGAUCUGAGCCUCCGCUCUCUGGGCCCUGAACACACGCUCACCAAAGACAUACAACAGAUUUUGACCCGAGCGUUCAGGCAGACUGUGGCGUCCUGUGACCCCAUGUCCAGACCUCCGUCACACAGGAGGCUGAGUGGAGGCCGACCCUGCACAGCCAGCACAGUGUCCCACAGGGGCCCAUCACACACCCCUCUUGCCCCCUCCAGGACAAGGCCCCAGUCAGGCUGGAGUGUCACUCAAUCAAACCUAGACCCAGAAUCAGUAAAGAACCCCAAUCAGAGAGCAGGGUUGAGCCAGAUGGCCCCCUGGUCAGCUGUUCAGACCACUGUAUUUGGCCCAAAGAGUGACAUCAGUAACCUAACACCCAGGCCCAAAACUGCGCCAAGUUCGAGCUCACGUUCUGCUGACAGAACCAGGGUUCCGCAGCGGGCAGGCUGGUGCCACCUGCCAGGGCGGUACCUACUGGAGGACCAGAUGGUGACUGCUCUCAGCACACAGAUUGGUCCUCCAGUAUUGAGGCUCAGAUAUGCCCCAAUGCUCAGAAGACAGAUUCUGGCCCUGCCCCUCUGCGGGUCACGGAAGAGAACAGAUCAAAAGUUUUAGGAGGGAAGUUUAGUUGUUGAAUAUUUAUUGACAUAGUGAUGUGUAUACAUAACAAUUCUUAUUAAAUUCAUAUUUUUAUGUAUUAAUGACUAGCUUGUUCUAUGAAAUUCAGUGGAUCACAAUCUACAAUUAGAAUUAUCACUUGAUUCUUGUAGUUUUUAUGUUGGCCAGAAGAGGGCACCCUGAGCACCUGUGAGACAAGGUGAAGUGGGUAGAGUCUCAGAGGAUCUGAAUGAAAGGGUUUCUUGAGCAACAGCCUACUGUACGUUCCAUUUGCUGUGACGUGAAGUGUGUUUCUGUUUUAGCCGGUUUGGAUCACCAUGUGGGGUAAUCUCGAGUUAAGGUCAUGUGUUCUUGGCUGUGUGUGUGUGUGUGUGUGUUUGUGUGUGUGUACUGUGCAUGGCUCUUGCACCACUUUCUUUUAUUGGAUAAAUUGUUUUUUUUUUCAAUCAAGCUGACUCAUUGUGUCAUGGUUAGGGUAAACCAUUUGUGAUUUAAUUGUUUUUAAAGAAAUAUGCCAUCAUGUAAACCCAGCACUGUAAA